GAAAUAGAAUGACAAUCCUUCAGACUGUCAAUAAAAAUCUGGCUCCUAGACAAACAACAAAAACAAUGUCCGGUGUUUGAUAUAUAUGCCAAUUGGGCAAAGUCAGGGUCGGCCGAAAGUGGGGGUACACAGUAUGUGUUGUGAAUUUCGAGUGUAAAGUAGUGCGAAGAUUCUUGAAGUGUCAGUGGUAAAGAUUCGAGUAUACUGUUACAAAAAGAUUUAACAUUGAUAGAAUAUAUUAUAGAAAAUCAGACUGCAUCGUUAUUACCAGAGUUGAUGUGUUUUAAAUUUGAAACAGUAUUUAUGCGCCAAGCAUGGACGACCACUCGGGGUUCUCGUUGUACAUAGUGUCAAUCAUGGCGUCACUCGUUUUGUCAUCAUUACCUCGCAAGUUGACUUAAAAUUCUUUGUGAUACAGCAUGGUAUUCUCGGACUAAAGGGAUAAAUGGAUUCUCAUACUUCUUCUUCAUCGGUUUUGGAACCUGAACUCUACUUUCUCAUCGCUCGGUUCCUAUCAGCUGGACCAUGUCAACGCACAGCCAAGGUCCUGUUGGAAGAACUGGAGGAGUUCAAGCUUUUGCCAAGGAGAGUAGACUGGGAAGGUAACGAGCAUUUCAGGAGCUAUGAUAAUCUGGUGUAUUUGAACAGACAUAUUCGACCUGAUCACUUACUGAGAAUUGUGGAACGUGUGGGGACGCUGGUUGAUAAAGAAGUGAAAUCAAGUGUGCCUGGAGUUAAGUCUCUGUUAGGUGCUGGAACUUUGUCUAUUCUGCGGACGGCAGAAGAUCUCAAGCACACCAAGUGGGUUCCUGCUCAUCAUGCUAUCAGACACCAUGGAGCUCCUCUGUACCCUCCCGCCAAUCUUGCUGCCCCUCCUGUUCCUCAUGUGCUGCAAGCUUAUCAGAUGUCCGGAGCACUCAGACAACACAGUGCAUUGCCCACAAGUGUGUACAGCAAAAUCAGUAUGUAUGGCAGAAAAUUGGGCCACCUUUCUGCUGUAUACUGUGUGCUCUUUGACAGAACUGGGAACUUCAUUUUUACGGGAGCUGAUGAUGCACUGGUCAAGAUCUGGAGUGUAUUUGACAUGCGCCUGCUUGCCACUUUGCGGGGUCACUCAGCAGAAAUCACUGACAUGGCGGUGUCAUUUGAAAACACUCAUCUGGCCAGUGGAAGCUGUGAUAAAGUUGUCCGUGUCUGGUGUCUGCGCUCUAAAGCACCGGCUGCUGUCCUACAGGGACAUUCCAGCAUGAUCACAUCUGUCCAGUUUUGUCCAAAGAUUCAAGGUGACCAGCGGUACUUAGUGUCCACGGGAAAUGAUGGUUGUGUGUGCUUCUGGCACUACAACAUUUCCAGCAAUGAGUUCAGUCCAAAACCAAUCAAGUUCAUUGAGAAAUCCCGAGCUGGAGCCCAGAUGCUGUGUUCCUCCUUUUCCCCUGGUGGGGCGUUCUUGGCCACUGGCAACUCUGACCAUGUGGUUCGGGUGUACUUUCUGCAUGCUGCAGGACCGGAGAAGAUAUGUGAACUGGAGGCUCACACGGAUAAAGUGGACAGUAUCUGCUACAGCAAUCACUUGAACCGAUUUGUCAGUGGCAGCAACGAUGGCACCGCCAGAAUUUGGCGAUUACAGAAACAUGAAUGGCGGGCAACUGUGCUGAAUAUGGCAGCCACACUUCAGAGCCCUUCAAGCCGCUCUUCUGUGCCAAGGUUUGGUUGUGGCAUGGAUCAGAUGCGAGUGACAAUGGUCAGCUGGAGCAUGGAUGAUGCUAGAGUGAUAACAGCUGCCUCUGAUCUUACCAUCAAGAUUUGGAACUCACACACGGGGACCUUGCUACAAGUGCUGGAAGGUCAUGAAGAUGAGGUUUAUGUUUUGGAAGCCUGCCCGUCAGAUUCUCGCAUCCUCCUCAGUGCAGGCCAUGAUGGAAAGAUGAUUGUUUGGGACAUUGAAACGGGCACCAAGAUUAAAAAGUUUUUCAACUUGAUUGAAGGCCAAGGCCACGGAGCAGUGUUUGAUUGUAAGUUCUCUCCUGAUGGUCAUUCCCUGGCUGCCACAGAUUCUCAUGGCCAUAUGCUGUUGCUUGGAUUUGGCACAAAUGAAAGGUGUAAAAAGUUGCCACAGCAGCUGUUUUUCCACACAGACUACCGUCCGCUGAUGCGAGAUGCCAACAACUAUGUACUGGACGAGCAGACGCAGCAGCCUCCGCACUUGAUGCCCCCGCCCUUCUUGGUGGACAUAGACGGGAACCCAUACCCAGCCUCCAUUCAGCGCAGUGUCCCCGGCCGUGAGAACUGCACAGAGUCCAGUCUUAUCCCCCAGAUGGCUGUCAAUGCUCAAGGUGAAUCAGAAGUGAUAGGAGACCGGGACAAUGGAGACGGCCAUGGGGAUGAUCAGGGAGACAGUUCAGGGACCGAAGAUGAGUCAGCUGAUGGGGCUGGAGAUGCAAGGCCGGCUUCUGUGAGUGGCUCUAGGGGUGGCAACAGGCCGGUGCGACCCAGCAUCGAUGUCAUGAUACAGGAGUUGCAGCGAAGACAAGACCGGGGUCUGGGAGGAGAGCAGCCUGGGCCCAGCAGGCAGAGGAACGGCAGCGGCAGUAGCCAGGGCCCUCUGGUGAAUGGAGAGGCCAGGUCGCCCCCACCCAUGGCCUCACCUCCGGCACCCAGGAGCAGCAACAUGCAAAACCGCAUCGGGAUGAGGCGCAGCGGAGAGAUUGAAGGGGUGCGGCAAUCUCUUGGGCCUGUUGCAGUCAGAUCUACCAAGAAAGAGAGAGAUGCUUGGAGGAGGAGGGUCACUGUGAAACCAUUGGAUGACACAGCCUUACAGUUGUCAGAACAGAAAAGACAAGCAUAUUCAGAAGAAGAAGUGAAAAGGUUUCUCUUGGAAAGAAAGAAAAAUAUCCCUUCACCUUUUGAGAAAACCACGUCUGCUACUGCCAAUAAAGGCAGACGUCAGAACAAGAAGAAAUCUGCUCUCGGAUUUCACAGUGAGGGAGAGGUGGCGGAUAAUGAGGAGACGGCUAGAAACAGACUCACCACCAGGGCUCUCUAUGACACAGAAGAGGAGGAGGAUGAAGGAGGAGGCUCAGAUUUAGACGUGUGGGCAAGUGACAGUAAUAGCAGUGAUGACUACUCGGACUGGGUGGGAGAUCAAGGCAGCAGCAACUUGGAGCCGCCGAAACGGCGGUCAAAACGCAAGGUGAAACGUCGACGUUUGUCAUCAUCUGAUGACGGGGACAUCCCAGAGGAAGCCGAUGAGGACACAGAGGUGCAGGAUUCUAGUUCAGAUGAUGACGACGAUGAGGAUGGAAGCAGCGAUGAGGAAAUGGCUGACAGCUCCAGCGAGAAACCUGGCACAUCAAUAGGAAGGAGAGAUCUCAGGCAGAAAACUGUCAAGAAGAAGACGGCAAGCAAACAAAAACAGAAGGCUUCAAAAACCAAGACAAGAAAGCCUGACCUAGCGGCAAACAUUCCACCAAUCAAAGAGCUGGAUGAGAGAAUGCGACCUCCUGAGUGGAUUACAACUGUCAUUCCCCGCAAAGCACCAUUUGUCCCGCAAAUGGGGGAUGAGGUGAUCUACUUUCGGCAAGGUCAUGAACAGUAUCUUCAAGCUGUGGUCAGGAAGGAUGUGUACCCUGUAGACCUGACUCGCAACCAGCCAUGGCAUAAGAUUCCCCAGCUGAGGGCCCAGGAACUUGUAAAGAUUGUGGGCAUCAAGUGGCUGUUGAAGCCAACACGCCUCUGCUGCCUGAAGCUGGGCUUCAUUGACACUAACACAGGCAAGCUGACUGGCAAGAGCUUCACCAUUAAGUACCAUGAUAUGCCGGAUGUUAUUGACUUUCUGGUCCUGAAGCAACACUAUGACAUAUCAGUGGAACGUGGCUGGAAGCCAGGUACGAAGUUUCGAUCGAUGAUUGAUGACCAGUGGUGGAUAGGCGUCAUCCGAUCACAAGAGCCUCUGGAUCUGGACUUCCCAGACAGUCUGUACCAGUGCUUCAAUGUGCACUGGGACAACGGCGAAUAUGAGAAGCUAAGCCCCUGGGACAUGGAGCCUGUUGAUCAGAAACGAAAGCCGAGUCAAGUUGGAGGUGGAGUGGAUGUGACUCCAGAGGAGUACAAACAGCUGCUCUACGUGCCCAAGAAGACAGAAUGGACCUCACUUGGCCGAGAGGCGGAGUCGGCUCGCCUCAUCACCGGCAUGGAGAUGCUGAUGCAGCAUUCAUUUGCCGAACCUUUCAUAGCGCCCGUGGAUCUACAGCAGUUUCCUACCUAUGCCUGCUUUGUGCCAUACCCAAUGGAUCUCAAUACAAUUAAGGCUCGGCUAGAGAAUGGUUUCUACAGGAGAGUGACAGCCUUGCAGUGGGACAUUCGACUCAUCUUUGCCAAUGCCAGCAUCUUCAACCAGUCAGGAAGCACCAUUGUGAAAAACGCCAAUGUUCUCACUGAAGCCUUGCUCAGGUUUAUAAAGGAUCACGGCUGUCAGGAUCCUAUGCCUCUCCUGAGUGAGUUGGCUCAUGGAGGCAUCAAGACUUGCUCCAGUGAAGAGGACAGCCAGCACAGCUCAGCAACUUCUCGGAAAAGGACACCAGACGGCCAAUGGAAGAAACGGAGAAAGUCGAAGUCCAAAGUUAAAGCCAACCCCGAUGCCUGGCUGGAGCAGAGCGAAUCUCUUUUGGCCAUGCUGUUUGACUGUGAGGACUCGGAACCUUUCCGAGUGCCUGUAGAUCCUGCUCAGUACCUUGACUAUGAAGACAUUGUGAGCAACCCCAUGGACCUUACCACGGUACACACAAAGCUGGCAACUGGUCACUAUGGCAACCCCGUGGACAUGAGCAAAGACAUGCGCCUCAUCUUUACCAACUCAAAGCUCUACAACACCAAUAAGAGGUCUAGGAUUUACUCCAUGACCCUACGGUUGUCAGCCCUGUUUGAGGACCAGAUCAGUCACAUCAUCUCAAGGUGGAAGUCAGCACUAAGGGCUUCGGGCAGAGUACAGAGACUUAACAGCCGCCACAGGUCCAAAUCGUCAGCUGCGCCUCCUCAGCCGUCUUCUGACUGGAACGUCCCUGUCGCGAGUGUGAUAGAUGCUAGUCAGCCGUCCUCAUCACAGGCUGGUAACCCAGAUCGGAGUAAAGCUCCACUCACCAAUGGUUUUGGAACAGGCUCUCUUAAGGCUGACAGUGGUGAUGACUCGGAUGCUACCAUUGUGGAAGAUAACAAGCACGUGAGCGAGGAAGACGACAGUGGGGGCACGGAGGUCUAUGAGGAGCGGCACAACGGCAGAGGGGGGAAAGGAUCAGCGGCUGCCAAAAGGGUGGAGUAUGGUGAGGAGGAGAGUGAAGACAGCGAUGGCGACUACGAGCCGUCAAAACAAUUCAAAAAGAAUCAUGGAUUGGAAGGUUCCCCGUCGAAAACAAAAGGCAAGUUUUUCAAGAGAGGAAAGGAGAAAUCUUCAAAACCUUUACCAGCUCGGGCUGCCAGCGGUCGGUUCCUCAAAUCCAACAUUUUUUACACCUCUGAUGGAAAUGAACAGGAUGAUGAUGAGGAUGUGCCAAACUUUGCCAUAAAGAAAGAAGCACUUUCUCGUCUACAGGACUCCGGAGAGAAAAACUCCAGUGAUGAGGACAGUGACACUCUUGCACGCCCACAGCCUACGAAAUCUUUAUCUAGAAAAUCCAUAUCUCGCUCAAAGGCUCCUCUCAAAAAGGGUAGCAAUGCUCAUCGAAGUAAAUCCAGUCGCUCUGAAGACAUUCCGUCCCACAGAAAAGCUAGAGGAGCACGAUCCAGGGACCACGCCAUUGACUCUGAGGAAGAGGAGGAAAAAGUGAGUCCUGCCAACAGCCUGAAGAGAUCAGCACGGUCUGCUCGCCUUCAGAGGAAAUAUUACAAUGAUGGAGACUCUGAGGAUCAAGACAGUGGGAAGGAUCAAGAUGUUGAGAUUGGUGAAGAGGAGGAGGAAGAUGGGGAGACGAACAAAGAGGAGUCUGAGGAGGAGUCAUCUUCCACUGUAAUCGAUGAGGAUUCAGAAGACGAACUUAUCACACAAAGCCUUCAGAAUGAGUCAUCAAAGCCUGAAAGCAAGACAUUCACAAAGAAAAAUCGUCGGCGGAUUAGGAAAAUAAGUCAUUCAGAAGAUUCUGACAGUGAUACUGCUGUACCAAGAAAACGUGUUAGAUUAAGAAGUGUUCCUAAAUCAAGUCCUAAGCAAAAUUUCGAUGUGAAAGCAUCGGAGACAAGCAAGAAAAAGGGCCCUCAAGGAAAAAAGAGAGGCCCUAAGGUUCAGACUCGCAACAGGGGUCGUCAGAGGGUAACAUAUCUUGAAGAUGACACGGACGAGGAGGACAGAGGAGAUGAGGGUGAGGACAGGAGUGACAAUAGCUCAGACAAAGAUUCGGAAUGUGACGAUGACAUGGAUGAUCACUCUCAAAAUGUGAGCAGCCGCGGCAGGGUCAGGAAACUGACUGCCAGAGCCAAAGCUUGUUUGAAAAACUCAUGAUUGUUGACUCUGCUGCCUGCUGCUUGGACAUUACUCUGUAUGAGAGAAUUUGUAACAAUUAUAGAUACUGCUUGGGUGUUUGUUGAGUAACUGGGGAGAAUCCUGUGAAAAUCCGUGAAAAAAUUCUUGUGAGUUAGAUCGUUUGCUUUCACAAAAACGUGUUUGGGAAAAUGUAUGAGAAUUAUGUAUACUGUAAGGCAAAUGGGCAUUCACAAACUUGUUGAUUUCUCCUAUUCUGCUCAGGCAUUGUGUGUGAGAAAAAUAUUGUCGAUCCUACUUGGGUAGAAAUAAAGCAUUUUACCAAGGUGAGAGUUGUGAA
Molecule: messenger RNA, 6806 nt
Organism: Aplysia californica (California sea hare)
Lineage: Eukaryota; Metazoa; Mollusca; Gastropoda; Aplysiida; Aplysiidae
Product: bromodomain and WD repeat-containing protein 3
Exons: 35
Coding region: 446-6487 (2013 amino acids)
Biological process (GO): cytoskeleton organization; regulation of cell shape; regulation of transcription by RNA polymerase II
Cellular component (GO): nucleus
Molecular function (GO): protein binding
Source: RefSeq, a predicted model, not a curated record